UUUAUGUUCACUGCAUUACGGAGACUCUGCCACAACUCGAAAAUAGUUCUUGAGAAGCCAAGUUUGGUUGUGUUCCUUGGGGCUCCAGGUGUCGGGAAGGGUACUUAUGCAUCAAGAGUGGCUCCCUUGUUAGAUUUCUCCCACGUCAGUUUAGGAGAAGAAUUUCGAACGGAAAGCAAACACAAUGUAUGGCUGCGUUCUCUUCUCGAGGAAGGAAAGCUGGUACCAGAUGAUUUUGUUCUCAAUCGUGUUUUGAGCAUUAUUCGAAAUUUGUCGUCUAAAUGCCAAGGUAUUAUUCUGGAUGGCUUUCCAAGAACCCGUGAGCAGGCUGUAUCUCUGAAUAGAGUUUAUGAAGUGGAUGCUGUCUAUCGCUUGACGUUGCGUGAAGACAUUUUAGUUCAUAAAAUGAGUUUCCGUCGCGUGUGCCAUACUUGUGGAAAGACUUUUAACCUUGCGAACAUAACAGAGCCAGGAUAUGAAAUGCCACCUUUACUUCCUCCUUCUAGUUGCCAGGGACCUUGUGAGUUGGUACAAAGGGAUGAUGAUAAGGAAGAAGUGGUUCGUUCAAGACUGAAAAUAUAUCGUGAAAUGGAGGCACCGAUUGAGCAGUUCUAUAAUGAACGUGGUAUACUAUAUACUUUUGAGCUCAAAGGAGGUGUGUCGAAGAUGCUUCCAGAGUUGGUUUCCUUCAUGUCGAAAACACUGCCAAAUCAUUGCUCCCUAAGACGAAUUUCUGGUUGAACAUUAGUCAGCAGGAUAUAUAUAUAUAUAUAUUAGUUUUCUGAAAUCGUAAUUUUGUAGUUUUAAAAGCUCAUUUCUUGACCCGAGUUUAGACUUUGCACUGAAAAAAACUAUGCACAAUGAAAAACAUUUUGAAAUA
This is a messenger RNA of Galdieria sulphuraria, 880 nucleotides long. RefSeq names its product adenylate kinase. The transcript is spliced from 4 exons. NCBI's taxonomy places the organism in Eukaryota, Rhodophyta, Bangiophyceae, Galdieriales, Galdieriaceae. Gene Ontology annotation, biological process: nucleobase-containing compound metabolic process. Bases 4 to 741 code for a protein of 245 amino acids. Gene Ontology annotation, cellular component: cytoplasm; mitochondrion. The record is from RefSeq and is a predicted model, not a curated record. Gene Ontology annotation, molecular function: ATP binding; AMP kinase activity.